Molecule: messenger RNA, 854 nt
Organism: Solea senegalensis (Senegalese sole)
Lineage: Eukaryota; Metazoa; Chordata; Actinopteri; Pleuronectiformes; Soleidae
Product: trichohyalin-like
Exons: 3
Coding region: 1-825 (274 amino acids)
Biological process (GO): regulation of transcription by RNA polymerase II
Cellular component (GO): nucleus; transcription regulator complex
Source: RefSeq, a predicted model, not a curated record
AUGAGGAGGAAACGGAGCAAACCGACGUCAACAGUCAUGGCAGAAAUCAGGGACAGUAAUGCUAUGAGAAAAGUUCCGCGGUCGUGCUGGAGUGAAGAAGCCGAGGAGGGUUUCGUCGUCCUCUGGCAGCAGCACCCGUGUCUCUUUGACGUCUCCAGUUCACACUUUCACAACAAAGACCAGAAAGAGAAAGCAUGGAGAGAUAUCGCCGACUGUCUUCAACAGCCUGUUGAGGAGGUGAAGACCAGAGCAGCGUCUCUACGUACCCAGUUCUCCAGGCUGAUAAAGCCAAGGCCAGGGAAUGAGGCCAAACCUCUGACCCCGAGGCAACAGUGGCUCCUUAGGGUCAUGGACUUCAUCAAACCAUAUAUUGUACACCGUCCAUGUGAGAUCACUCUUGACAUGCCACUGCGUGACCUGGAUGACUCCGAAGAGCAGGAGGAUCAUUCAGACUCAUUGGAGUUUUCCCCAUUUACAAAACCAGAAACACAAGCACCCAGUACAUCAGCCAGUAAGAGGAAGCACGAGCCGGACUGGCUCGCCUUCCUCAGAGAGUUCCAGGAGAGAGAGGAGGAGAGGGAAAAACGAGCAGAGGAAAGGGAGGACAGGCGACAGCGAGAGUUCCUGGAGAGAGAAGAGAGAAGGGAGAGAGAGAGGAGAGAGGAAGAGAGGAAGCACAAUGAGAGGAGGGACCGAGAUUGGAGAGAGUGGAUGGAAAGCUUAUUGAAAGAGGAACGGCGAGAACGAGACGAGAGAGAGAAGGAGAGUCGAGCCAGGGAGGACAGAUUAAUGAAGAUGAUCGAGUUGUUUUUAAUGAAAAAAUAAAACAUUUAUAUAUAUGUACAUAUGUAUGU